Messenger RNA from Aureobasidium vineae, 2391 nucleotides. The record is from the annotation of a GenBank genome assembly. Lineage: Eukaryota; Fungi; Ascomycota; Dothideomycetes; Dothideales; Saccotheciaceae.
AUGCCACAUGUCUCGUCGCACUCACACGACUCGAAGCAAGAGGCUGAUGUCGAAUCCAAGGCAAACAUAGCCAUCGAAUUCGCCCACCAAGCCGAGCGGCUCGCCCAGUACACGCCUGAGCAGGAACGGAAGCGUCAUUCCGACUCUACCCAGGCUGUCGAGGCCAAAUUCGUGACAGCUCAGGAUCCUGUCAUUGUCACCGCUAACGGCAGUCGUCUGCCCGCUGUACCCAUAGAUGAAGCAUUGAAACUCAAUCGCUUGAAAGACCAACUUGAAGAUCGCCAGUCAGAUGGCCGCAUCCCCGUCAAAUACACAUCUCGCAAGGCCAGAGAUGGCACGACGCAUGGUAUCCUUGAGAAGGAUGGUGUGUGUCAGAGCAGCGAACCGAGUGCUCCUCUAAGAGAAGCUGUCGCACCUUCACGGACAAACCCCAUGUUUCCACCGCUUCCUACCUAUGGUCCGCCGAGUCUUCUAAGGACGCUGCACUGCUGCUUCUUUAGGACAACGAGCUCUGUCUUGUCUUUCCUAUUCCUUCUGGUUAUCGUUCUAGGAGCCGCAUUCACCAGCAUCCCCCUCGCUUACGAACACAUUCGAUUACGACUUCAGUUCAAGAACCCCGACAAAAGGAGGCCGUUUUUUGAGGAGGAACAACGACGCAAACAGGCUCGCGCAGAAGAAAAUCGCAGCUGGGCAAAAGCCAGGCCUCCUACAACUCCUGCUGAAGUAGAAACUUCUCCUCCACAAGAUGGUGAAUUUGUACCUACGGAGGGCGGUCCAGAUCCUCUGGUCUGCGAUCCUGGAUACUAUGCUCGCCGUGUAGGCUUGGACGUCGAGAUCUUCGAUGUGGAAACUGAAGACGGCUUCAUUAUUGAGUUGUGGCAUGUGUACAAUCCACGCGAGUAUCGUCCAGUAUCGGAGGCUGCCCUUGGGCCUCGUGGACCAGACGUCUUUGGAACUACCACAUCGGAUCCGGCCUUUGGCGAGGCUGAACGUGCGUUCCCCGCAGGAAACAAAAAGUAUCCCGUAUUGAUGAUUCAUGGUCUUUUGCAAUCGGCUGGUGCAUACUGUUGCACUGACGACGACAGUCUCGCGUUUUACCUCGCUAAGAGCGGUUACGAUGUCUGGCUCGGCAACAACAGAUGUGGCUUCAAGCCUCGACACACUCUGCUCGAAUACGCUGAUCCGCGCAUGUGGUCUUGGAACAUUCGUCAGAUGGGUGUUUUGGAUCUCCCGGCUCUCAUCUCGCGCGUCCUAUCAGAGACUGGGUUUGAAAAGCUGGGUUUGGUCUGCCACAGUCAAGGCACCACGCAGACUCUAGUUGCCCUUGCCAAAGAACAACGCCCGGAUAUUGGCGAGAAGAUUUCGGUCUUCUGUGCGUUAGCACCGGCAGCUUAUGCUGGGCCAUUGAUCGGCAAGGCAUACUUCAAAUUCAUGCGUAUGAUCAAUCCCGACUUCUUCCGCUGUAUAUUUGGUAUCCAUGCUUUCAUUCCGUUUAUGAUGCGGAUGCACAAGCUUCUUCCAGCCAAAUUGUACGGCGCAAUGGGUUACCGCGUGUUCAGCUUCCUCUUCAAUUGGACCGACACUAGGUGGGAGAUCAAUCUGCGCGAUCGGUUGUUCCAAUUUGCGCCCGUUUAUGUCAGCGCUGAGAGUAUGCGCUGGUGGCUCGGAAGAGAGUGCUUUGCAAAGCAAAAAUGCAUCCUUGCCACAAGAGAAGAAGGCCGCAUGGAAGACGAAGAAGACGAAGAAGAGGAUGAAGUCAUUCGUCGUUACUACGAUGGCGAACACACCGACACGGAAAAGUCUCCUGAUCGGGCUGGCGAAGAACGACAUGGCAGAGAUCAACUUGGUCUACAUCAUCAAGACCGUGAUAAGAGUGAAGAGCGAGGCCAGUAUGCCUGGUUCAACGAACAAUUUCCCCCACUGGCCAUGUGGGUAGCCGGCAAUGAUGAUCUGGUCGAUGGACGACGCCUCCUUAGACGCUUUGAUCGUGGCCGCGAACCCCAUGUCAAUGUCGUGCACAAAAAGAUCAUUGAAGGAUACGAGCAUCUCGAUGUCAUUUGGGCCAUGGAUGUCAUCGAAAAGGUUGGCAAAGAAGUCAAGGAUGUCAUCUGGUCCACUGCGUCGGAGGAAGCUCGCAUGCAGUGUCGAACACCGGUUGGCUGCGAAGACAAGCCUGAUCUCCAGGAGAAGACGAAUGGUGAUCUGGCCGAUAGCUUCCACGAUGAGAGGAGCCCACGCGGAAUGGAUGUGGAUGUCAGCAAAGCAAAUGCCGAACCAAAGAACCAUGGCCCCGUCAGUCCUACUCAAGUCGAUACCACAGCAGGAGAGUGGAGCAAUGACUUGAGACAUGAUCGCGAGGAGGCCAAGCACAAUGCACAUGAACAAGAUUAA